AUGAGAAUGCUGCUUCUACACUUUGCUAUUUAUCUGAUUUUGGCGAAGUUCACCAAUUCGGAUCGCACCAAUUUCGCCAUUGACGUUGGCGAAAUGGCGACGAAGGCGAUACACAUCGAGCAAAUCGUCAAAGCGUCGUCCCUUCUGAAUGCCACAACUAUUUGGCUUCAUCUCGACACCUCGAAUCUGGUCUCCUUGUCGUUGAACGCCUGUCACAAUUUGACCAAGCUUUUCGAUGAAGCUUCCACAGGUUCCUACCCGUUGGAUAUCGCGCAAUUCGCCACCAACUGCUCACACUUUUUGAUUAUUCAAGCUCGCCAACUACCGGCUUUGGGAAGUUUCGAGUUUUCGCUAGGCAACGAUCGGAUUCCAGUGGCGUAUGGUGAAGAUUUUCGGGUGCAAGAAUCUCACGACUAUUUGAAAAAGGUAAAAAUCCAAUCGCUGAAUGAUACUGUCGAGGUCUCAUUCACCACAUUGAAUGACACCAAGAAAGAGAUAUUUAUCUCUUUUUGUGAGACCAAACCUGGAAAAUUGUUCACCUCAACCUACUCGAAAAAUUUCGACUUUUCUAUUGGUGCCCCUUUAAUCGAACAAUGUUACGACGAAUUCUCCUGCGAUAAUUCGUCGCCCAGCAUUCCUAUUUCGCUCACUCCGAUGUUCAUUCGAAUCAAAUCGUCGAGCGCGAUCGGAACAAUCCAUGUGAAAGUGAAUGGCCAAGAGCCGCCAGUGAGUGGAAUUCAUGCCAACUACGAGAAUAAGAGAUUCAAGCUUGAGCAUAACACAAGCAUUACAUAUGUGAUGGAGUAUGAUCCGAAAUAUGAUCAGAUUUUAGUGGAUUUCGAUGUCGAGUUGGGUCCCGUCGCGACUACCGUAUCCCCUUGCAACACCACCGACGAUUGGGUCUCGAUGGGAAUGUUCGCAGCGGGUAGAUCAAAUCAUCUCGAUAUGAACAUUGAGCAAAUUAUGGCAAAUUCAUCGUGCAGUUUGUUGGAGAUUGAGCCGAACAAAAUGUUCGUCCGAUUCUUGGCCACCAGCGGGCCAUCCUGGAUCAACCUCUGGCAUCCGUCAAUUGGAAUCACAUGGCCAUUGGCGGUGCUUCUCAUCGUUCUAAUCAUCCUAAUGCUAUUCGCAAUACUCUUCCUCAAUUUGUACAUGGCGACGAAGACUGGCAAUUAUCCGGUGCCACGUUUCACGCGUCCAGUUGUGCCGAAAAAUUAA
Molecule: messenger RNA, 1218 nt
Organism: Caenorhabditis bovis
Lineage: Eukaryota; Metazoa; Nematoda; Chromadorea; Rhabditida; Rhabditidae
Source: the annotation of a GenBank genome assembly